Molecule: messenger RNA, 4288 nt
Organism: Hemicordylus capensis (graceful crag lizard)
Lineage: Eukaryota; Metazoa; Chordata; Lepidosauria; Squamata; Cordylidae
Gene: CALU
Product: calumenin
Exons: 7
Coding region: 148-1101 (317 amino acids)
Cellular component (GO): endoplasmic reticulum
Molecular function (GO): calcium ion binding
Source: RefSeq, a predicted model, not a curated record
UUCUGAUUGGGUGCUGGGGUAGCGGUGGGCGGGACAGAGGCAGGACGGCGCCGGGGGCUGGCCCGUGGCGCGGCCGCUUCCGGUUGUGUGAGGACAGCGCGGCGGGUCUGUUGAGGAGGCGGCGGCGGCUGGGGAAGGGGCAUCACCAUGGCUGUGGCGAUUCGGCAGAUUGUGGUAUAUCUCUCCUUAUGGGCGCUUUGUGUCCUGAGCAAACCCACCGAAAAGAAGGACCGCGUCCACCACGACCCUCAGCUGAGUGACAAGGUCCACGAUGAUGAGCAGAACUUUGACUAUGACCACGAUGCCUUCCUGGGUGCUGAUGAGGCCAAGACCUUUGACCAGCUGACGCCAGAAGAAAGCAAGGAGAGGCUGGGAAAAAUUGUAAGUAAAAUAGAUGAAGACAAGGACGGGUUUGUAACUACUGAAGAGCUAAAAGACUGGAUUAAGUUUGCCCAAAAGCGCUGGAUUUACGAGGAUGUAGAGCGCCAGUGGAAGGGGCACGACCUCAAUGAGGACGGGCUCAUUUCCUGGGAAGAGUAUAAAAAUGCCACCUACGGCCAGAUCUUAGACGACCCUGACCCCGAUGAUGGCUUUAAUUACAAGCAGAUGAUGGUGAGAGAUGAGAGGAGGUUCAAAAUGGCCGAUAAGGAUGGUGACCUGAUUGCGACCAAGGAGGAGUUCACUGCCUUCCUGCACCCUGAAGAAUAUGACUACAUGAAGGAUAUUGUUGUGCAGGAAACAAUGGAAGACAUUGACAAGAAUGGAGAUGGUGUCAUUGAUCUGGAAGAAUACAUAGGUGAUAUGUACAGCCACGACGGGGAUGCCGAAGAGCCUGAAUGGGUGAAGACAGAGCGGGAGCAGUUUGUAGAGUUCAGGGAUAAGAACCGUGAUGGGAAGAUGGACAAGGAGGAGACCAAAGAUUGGAUCCUUCCCUCAGACUAUGAUCACGCCGAGGCAGAAGCACGGCACCUCGUCUACGAAUCGGAUCAGAACAAGGACGGCAGACUCACCAAAGAAGAGAUUGUGGACAAGUACGACUUGUUUGUGGGCAGCCAAGCCACAGACUUUGGCGAGGCCUUGGUACGGCACGACGAGUUCUAAAGCCACAGAAUCCUCUUUCUUAAAAGAAAAAAAAGUAAUUUAUUUUUUAAUAGUUUCCGAAGUAACAUGAGAAACUUUCACUACUGAGACUGGCAGUUUCAGGCAACAACAUGGAAACACACACACAAAACCCCUCUCCCAUCCUUGCUUUUAUUUCUUUUUCCUGUAGGGAUGGGAAUUCAGUGUUUUGAAAAGCAUUUCUAAAAUGGCAACACUUGGGUUUUUAUGUUUUAUAGGUUUGCGUUUUGUUGUAUGUCUAACAAGUUCUGUUUAUUUUUGUAUUAUUAUUAUUAUUAUUAUUAUUAUUGUUCGUGUGAGAUGAAGAAUACAUCCCCUGAAACAUUAGCCCUAGAGCAUCAUUAGCUUCCCCAUCAGACCUCCCCACUUCCCCUGUUUUAAACGCCGGUGUGUUUAGCUACACAGAAAUUGAUAGCAAGAUGCCAGCGAUCACGGAGAGCCAAGGAAAACAAAUCCUAAGAAGUAUUGCAGUGUUUGGUUUUGUGUGUUGUGUUUUGGGGAGGACUGGGGCAUUUACCUUCAACCUACCUUGAGGGGCCUAUUGAGGAAUUCUGUCCGCUUCAUCCCUCCAGUUCACCCCACAACUGCUCUCCUCUUCAGUGCAGGGGUUUUUCCGACUGUGCACCUCACACUCUCAGGAGGGGGAGACCUUUGACUAAAGCUGUGUGCUUUAUUGACACCCUCCAGGAGCAGGAAAUGGAAACUUGGCCCCUCCUUUCCCUCAAGUGUUAAUUCCAGGGGCCUCUGUUACCCCGUUAAUUGGCAGUAUUCUUCCUGGAAUGAGCUGGCCACGGCUGCUACAGCCCUCUGGGGCACUUCCCAUGGGAUUGUGUGGGUUCCAAAAGCCAAUGGGCUCUGCAUUUUAUCCUCCAGACUGGUUUUGCUGCUGAUUGUUUGAAUUCAGGAGAGUAAGAGCACCUGACCCAGGGUUGAUCACUCAAGAUGGGGGGACAGUGGGUGACUGCAGUGUGGAUGUUAAGGGCCGGGGAAUAGUGGGGCAGCAGCCGAGCCUAGCUGGAAAUCCUGCAUUUUUGAAGUGCAUUUCUCUACAAAAGAAGACAGCAAGCAGCUUUCCCAGGGGGAGGGAAUCCCAGUGCAAAAUGUGCACCUCAGAAGCAUUUAUGGGGAGGGCAGCUCUUUUUCCUUCAUGCACCUCUGGCCAAGCAGCAGCAGCAGCAGUUCAGUAUUAAAUGCCUUCCCCAGCAGUGUUCUUCUGAUUGCUUGGUGGGUCUUAAUCCACCAGCUGCCUGGUCUGCCAGGGAGGGCCUUAUCCUUACCUCAGAAGGCAAACCACUCCCUCCCUUGCUUUUGUGCCCCAAGAUGUAAUCUAGCAUGCGCUGCUCUUGUCUUUUACCAACAUUAGUUGAGGGCCAGAUAAUUUAGCUUACAACGCUUCCCAUGCUGAUGACGGUUCCCAUUUAAGGGUCGGGUUGCACAGGCCAUUGAGUCGUUUGCAGUUUGUACUGGCCUGCAUGCAUAUGUGGGUGUGUAUGUGGAAUUGACCUAAGCCAGGUGCUGUGUGUGUGGAUUUGGGGUCCAGUCCACCAGAAGCGACUCCCCUGCAUUUCUCCCACACAGAAAUGAAUGCAAUGAGUGGUCCCCUUUCUCAGCAGGACUCAAGUUGGCGUUGUUUCCUGGAGAUGACUCUCUGCAUUAACCCCUUGAACACUAAAAGCUUGCUUCCUUCUCCGGCCCACUAACUGUCAUAAUCUGUGCCAAUUCCUUUGAAUCAUGACGAGUUCAUGGACUGAAUGCUUGAAACACUGUCUGCUCCUGUUAAUUUCAUAUAGCCUUUUUUGUGUGUGGGUGAUCACUUGAGACAAUGAAUAGGAAAGUCGUUUUUGUAGGAAAUCCAGCACUCUGGCCAGGAUUUCAUAAGAUCUGUGUGUCGUGCAGCUGUUAGCAGUCCUGGGCACGGCUUUAUGUUUGACGUGAAAUGGAAGCAAGUACAUUCUAAAGUAUUCUUCGGGAAAGGAGCUGCAUGCUGGUGAAGCAAAGGGCCCUGCCAGUUGCAAAUGUGAGCUGGUCUAGUGGGAGCAAGCAUGCCUGGUCUAGGUAGACGGAUGGGUCUGGCUCAGUAGAAGGCAGCUUCUCCUGUUCCUAUGUGGAGGGCAGCAGGAUGUCUAAAAGAGCAGCCCUCUUUAUGCAGCAUGAGGAGCUGAGCAGGUGGAGGGAGCGGAGGGAGCCUCUGCCUGGCCCCCAGGGCUCUACCUACACCCACUGGCCGGGCCCCUGCUCAGUGAGCUUCUGACCCUGCUGGCUCAGGUCUUUGCACUGGAGUGGAAGCAUCUCUGGCUCCCAUCCUGGCCCUGCUGCCUCCUUGAGCCGCCGCUGGCGCUGCUCCAGCACCCCAACCCCACAGAGUCUGAGCCAAAGAGCUGGGAGAGGCGGGUGCUUGUGCGUGCAGCAUGGCUGGCGACAUUCACAUGACCAUAGGAACAUAGGAAGCUGCCAUAUAUUGAGUCAGACCAUUGGUCCAUCUAGCUCAGUAUUGUCUUCACAGACUGGCAGCGGCUUCUCCAAGGUUGCAGGCAGGAAUCUCUCUCAGCCCUAUUUUGGACAUGCUGCCAGGGAGGGAACUUGGAACCUAGAUGCUCUUCCCAGAGUGGCUCCAUCCCCUCAGGGGAAUCUCUUGCAGUGCUCAUACUACAUCAAGUCUCCCAUUCAUAUGCAACCAGGGUGGACCCUGCUUAGCUAAGGGGACAAGGCAUGCUUGCUACCACCAGACCAGCUCUCCUCUCCAGAGACCAGUGUCUCUGCAGGUGCUUCGGGGGACUUGUGCCCUUGAUUCUGCUCGAUACAUUCUGCAUCGAGAUACAUUCUGCUCUAAUGAGCCACAGUUCAGAGCGCUGCGGUGCAGUUGUGUGCAGAAACCACCCUGCUGCAAAAACUCUGCAAGUACCACUGCAGAGGAAGAGAGCUGUCUGGAUUGGGCCUUUCCAGCAGUGCGGGUCUGAUAUUGACACCCCGGCAUGUUUGUCCUUGCAUACCUUUGUCAUUAUAUUAAAGCAGAUAUAAACCUGGUGAUCAAAGAAACAGAACCAUGUGCCCCAAAGCUCUUGGUUGCCCACCUUUUUAGGAGGUUUUUCUUUUUUUGUAGAGCAUAAAUGGAGUUUUAUAUAAUGUACAACAUACAGAUAAAACUGUCUUAAUACAACUGUUUACACCC